CGCCCCGGCGGCCGCAGCAAAAGUUUGCUCUCCGACUUCGCGGGACAGAGGCUGAGCGAGCCGGUUGAGGGACAGGCGAUGAAGACCCGGUGAGAGCGACGGGCCAGCCGAGCCCGAAGAAGACCCCAGGCCACAGCGACAUUCUGAGACCGUGGUCCGAGCGGAGGCAGAAGCGCCCUGUACAGCCGCGUGUCCCUCAGGAUGCCGGCGACCCGAUAUCCUCUGCGGACGGAGGAGCCGGUUUCCCACACCCUGCUGGAGUCUGGCCUGCGCAUUCCUGGAGCCAGAGCCACAGCCACAGUCCUGCUCUGGCCUUGAAAUGAACGUUCCCUGGGUGCCCUCUGGUGGAUUGUGCACCUAACUGUCGGCAUCGAUGGCAGCCACGAUUCCGCCGAUUCCUCCCACCCAGCCUACCUCAGCCAAUGAGACUCUGCAGAAACAUUACAACUACGUGGGGAAGCUGGAGGGCAGGCUGAAGAACUCCUCUGAGGGCAGCACGCUCACCACUGCCCUCUUCUUGGUAUUGUGCAGCUUCAUCAUCUUGGAGAAUCUGAUGGUUUUGAUCGCUAUCUGGAAGAACAACAAAUUUCACAACCGCAUGUACUUUUUCAUCGGCAAUCUGGCUCUGUGCGACCUGCUGGCAGGGGUGCUGUACAAGGUCAACAUUCUGAUGUCCGGUGAGAAGACGUUCAGCCUGUCCCUGACCGUCUGGUUCGUUAGGGAGGGAAGUAUGUUUGUGGCUCUGGGGGCGUCCACCUGCAGUUUGCUGGCCAUCGCCAUCGAGCGCCACCUGACCAUGAUCAAGAUGCGGCCCUAUGACGCCAACAAGAAGCACCGGGUCUUCCUCCUGAUUGGCAUGUGCUGGCUCAUUGCCUUCUCACUGGGUGCCUUGCCCAUUCUGGGCUGGAACUGCCUGCAGAACCUGACCGACUGCUCCACCAUCUUGCCCCUGUACUCCAAGAAGUACAUCGCCUUCUGCAUCAGCAUCUUCAUAGCCAUCCUGGUGACCAUCGUGAUCCUGUACGUGCGCAUCUACUUCCUGGUGAAGUCGAGCAGUCGCAAGGUGGCCAGCCACAACUCAGAGCGCUCCAUGGCCCUGCUGCGGACAGUGGUGAUUGUGGUGAGUGUGUUCAUCGCCUGCUGGUCCCCCCUCUUCAUCCUCUUCCUCAUCGACGUGGCCUGCAGGGUGAAGCAGUGCCCUGUCCUCUUCCAGGACCGGUGGUUCAUCAUGCUGGCCGUCCUCAACUCUGCCAUGAACCCUGUCAUCUACACUCUGGCCAGCAAGGAGAUGCGGCGUGCCUUCUUCCGACUGGUCUGCAACUGCCUGGUCAGGGGCAAGGGGGCCCAUGCCUCACCCAUGCAGCCUGCUCUAGACCCAAGCAGGAGCAAAUCUAGCAGCAGCAACAGCAGCCACUCCCCGAAGAUCAAGGAAGACCAGGGCCCCAUGGCCACCUCAUCUUGCAUCAUUGACAGAAACAGAACCCUUCAGAACGGGAUCCUCUGCAAGUGAGCCCCUCCAGGCGGCCAGCCCUGCAGCCACGCUCUUAUUUAUUGCUUGCAUGUCUCGCUUCCAUGUGGGCCUUUACGGAGCUGUGACUCAGGAGAUCUACUUGACAUUGCCUGACAGCCUGCCUGGUAUGAAUAUCUCCUGAGGAGAGGACCCAAGAAAACAUCAACCCAUUUCAAUGUAGACAUUGUGCCUUGUCCGUUUCCAGAGUCCUCCGAAUGUACUAAGCUGCUCAUCAUCUACCACCUUCCUUUGAGUCCUGGAUACGACUUUCUGUGGUUCCCAGUGGGGGAAGGUCACAGGCCACACAGUGUAUAGUGUGCCUCUCCGUGGGCCUUUGGGUGAUGUUUUAAUACUUCACAGUACACUGAUUAUAUAGCAAUUAUAUAUUCAUCAGUUUCUGUGUCACAUGGAAUUUGUGCUCCAUGGAUUUGCCAUGAGGUGCCUACAGCCUAGCACCCCGUGCAGUUAUGUAACUGGUCUGAAGACAUGCUGUCCUCAGUCUGCUCAGACUGAUAGGAGGCCUUCUGGUAAGCACAUUUGUAAAGCCCUAUGUUUCUUCUGUCAUGUGUCUCUACAUAAUUUUAAGCACAUCCAAGAGCCAGAUCAUGUGAUUAUGAAACCCAGCCAAGAUCUCCCAGGGGCCUGUGUGUCCCCCCCACCAACCAAAGAGCGAGCCUGCAAGUAGGAGGCAAGGAUUCACCUUUCCAAGUCAUUGGGAGUUAUGAUCUGCUUAAUGUAAUAGUUUCCACUGAAACAAGGGGUUUAUAAGACAGCACUUUUGGUUCUUUGUCAAGUUUUGUUCUUACCAGAAAAGCACAGAGUCAGUAACCACUCAUACUGUCACCACCCAAUGCCUGGGAGCAUCAGUAAAGUCUCAAGCAUCUUGAAAGCAAACACCGAUCGUGACUAUUAGUGGCAGUGGUUGAACUGUCAGGUUAGGGAUUGUGGCCUGGCAGUUUAUGAGCUCUUCCCGGAGAUGUGCUGUGAUAAUGUCCACAUGGCAUUGUGAGUUUACUUUCCAACAUAAGCUGAACCUGUCUCACUCUGUUGAUCCUAUGAGGAAUCACUCCAAAGACGUCUCUGCCCAUAUUCCUCCCAAGGGUUCCACAUGCAGCACAUAGGGAUGGAAAGUGAAUACGAGUGUGGAGUUAGCAUGUGCACACCAUUGCUGUGCUGAGUUUUGUCACAACAAAAACAGCCUUCAAAAGGGUGAACCUCGAACCAGAGCUCCCUAAAGCUUUUAGGUUCAGUGAGAAUUUUGCCUUAUUAAUACCUAAAAGAGCAGUCUUAAAACAUGAAUGACCUUUUCUAAGAGAAAGUGAUUCCUCAAUGUAUCUGAUGUAAGCUGCUGUUCCAUGAGUCCUGGGUAUCCUCCAAGUACUGACCAAAGACUUUCCUUAUUUUUGUUCCUGAUGAGAUAGAACCUAUUGGUGAGGUUCCUCAGGGACAUGUGUUGUUGGAUUCUGUACAUCAUGGAAAAGCUGUGCAUUCUCUCAGCUGAUAGCAUAAGAAAACCUAAAGCAUUUCUAGGAAAAAAAUGGAUGAGAGGCCGCAUGCAUUUUCACCUAGGAAAUGAAGUGAUUUUAAAAGUUCACCUGUCCCAUGCUGAGUUGCUUUGGGAGCCUUAGCUCUCUUUGUCACUAAUACUAAUACCACCUUGUUCCCUUACCCUGACUUCCACAGUGCCUUUGUGUGUCAGUUUUCACUCAUUAACUUUUCUAGAAGCUACUUGCACUGCUCCUGCUGGGAAAUACCAUGCUUGUAGCUUGCCAACAAGGCUUCUUGGGAGUUCACACAAAGCUUUUAAGCGAUUUGAAUUUAAGAUGCAUGAGGAAAGUGAGUGUGAUCACUGAUAUACACAAAACCAAUCCGCCCGACACUGUUCUCACAUUCCCAAGUAGCCGGCUGGAGGUCACCUAGGAGCAGAGCUGAAAGAGCUCGCAGCAGGAAGGCUGGAGACAGGUGAUCUUGUAAGCCACAGAGAAUCUAUGUGUUUGAUCUCAUUGCAGUUGGUAGCCUUUACUCUUUCCAAUGUAUAUUUAAAAAAAUAAAACCAAUUCCAAUAUAUGUUUGUUUAAAAAAUAAAAUCAAAACCCUUUAUAUAAGCCAGUUUUUGAGAGUCUCCGGAGUAGGCUGGGAUUGCUUCAGUGUGUUUUCCUGGGACUAUCCCUUGGCAAACUUGCUUCUUAGCCAGUAUCUGUGUUUCUCAGCAUUUUGGGAAUAAAUCACAUUUAAAACCCAAGUCCUUCUUUCACCUUAUACUUCCCACUCUCAUUGAUAGUGUUUUAAUGAAGUUUUGCUCAUUGGUGCCACAUACAUCAGUGCUGGUAGAUCCUGCUCUUUCUAGGAAGGAUAAGAGCUCUUUUGAUAGGAAAUUGUGAGAAAGUACACCCAAGGAGAUGGGGUGUUUGGCCCUGCUUCAUCUGCUACUAUUUAUGCAAGAGGAGGAUACAUCAGCCCUUUGCAUUAGCUUUUUCCCUUGAAAAUGAUACAUUUGAUCCUCAUAUGUCCUGCUAGUGAUGCCACUGCCCCACGGGGUAAUGGUCGGCAGCCUUCACCCCCAUCUCUCCAACCUCGAUUGGCUGAGUGGGUGCAAGAUCAUGACAUUAACAUGAGACCCUAAGACUGCUUUCCCCACCCACCAGUUUUCAUGCUCCUGGGAAAUAACUAAGAACAUCUAUUUCCUAGAGAAAAGUUUCAAAUUGCUCUGCUUCUUUUUGUGAGGCAUUACGAGACCCGUCAUCCAAAUGAAAGAGACUUUUCACAAUAACCUUUAUUGCCAGCAGACUUACAUUUAUAGCCAUCGAAACAAUUAACUGUUUUGAAAAAUGGUUGUUCCUUUCAACUCUUGAGCCACAGUUAUUCUGUGUUGUUACAGAGCCUUUCACAGAAAUGUAACAAGGUGUAUUUUAUAGAAAAUGUCUAAUCACAUUGCCAGUUCCAUGCUUGUAAAUUGUAUCUACAAUGCAAAACCUCAACACCCAAAUGUUUUUAGUAUCUAAGUCAAACAUCCAAAGAGGUUGCUACAUAGUCAGAAAUGCACAUACCACUACUCUGAUAAUAAAGGCACAUUGUCCCAUAACCAGUUUUCAUGAGAAGUUCAGCAUUACCUAAAUUAGGUGUGUCAUCUUGCACUUCUGAAUCAGAGUGAUGAUGCUUGGGGAUGCUGUGUGACACCUCCACCUGGAGAACCCUGUAGCACAGGAUGCCCUGGAUGCUUGGUGAAAGGCUUGUAAGUGAAAUCAUGUCAUUUCCUGAAGGAGGGAAAUGGAUUCGCUGAAGGUGUCUAGGGAAUUUAAGCCCAAUGUCUUGAUAGGUUGUAUUGUCUGAUCUCCAAGAUGUUGGGAAAAUACCUCAGGAUUUAUCAUUCCUCAUAGAACAAACAUUAGAAAACUUGAUGUGAGUUUUGUAUUUCCACUCCCAGGGGUGUCCAAAAGCCAAUUCCAUUCCAGUAUCAAAGGAGAAAGGAGUAACUUGGUCGUACACCCAGACACAGACCAUUACAAUAAUUGUUUUCAUUUCACAAAAGUUAAUGGAAAUAAAACAAAAUUUUCAAAUAAUAUUCAUUUAUCAGUAAAUAUAAUUUGCCAUCCAAAUGCUUUUUAAAAGUAAUAAAUAUCUUAUUAUCACACACUAAAUUUACAUGGAGUUAUCUCCUAAUCAGGGGAUUUCAAAACCAGAUGUUCAAUUUUGAAUACAAAGAAAUAUUCCCAUACUUAAUUUCACAGUCUUCUGGAACAAGUUCUAUUCAAAAGUCAAAUGAGCAGAGGACAUUCCACUUGCAACUCACACAUAAUUGUUACCCAAAACCCUCAGUAUUAAAAGUUGGAUUUGUCCAUUCA
This is a messenger RNA of Heterocephalus glaber (naked mole-rat), 5352 nucleotides long. RefSeq names its product sphingosine-1-phosphate receptor 3 (gene S1pr3). Gene Ontology annotation, molecular function: sphingosine-1-phosphate receptor activity. The record is from RefSeq and is a predicted model, not a curated record. Gene Ontology annotation, cellular component: membrane. Lineage: Eukaryota; Metazoa; Chordata; Mammalia; Rodentia; Bathyergidae. Gene Ontology annotation, biological process: G protein-coupled receptor signaling pathway.